Messenger RNA from Octodon degus (degu), 996 nucleotides. RefSeq names its product putative olfactory receptor 5AK3. Gene Ontology annotation, cellular component: membrane. Gene Ontology annotation, molecular function: G protein-coupled receptor activity; olfactory receptor activity; odorant binding. The coding region runs from base 7 to 996 and encodes 329 amino acids. Gene Ontology annotation, biological process: G protein-coupled receptor signaling pathway; sensory perception of smell. NCBI's taxonomy places the organism in Eukaryota, Metazoa, Chordata, Mammalia, Rodentia, Octodontidae. The record is from RefSeq and is a predicted model, not a curated record. The transcript has a single exon.
GUAACUAUGGCCCAAGGAAAUGGCACCAAGGUGACUGAAUUCUACCUGUGGGGAUUUGGAGGUCAGCAGCAGCUCCAGCCGGCCCUCUUCACUGUAUUUCUCGUGAUCUACACAACCUCCAUGGUGGGCAACACUGGCAUGAUCCUGCUCAUCCACACAGACUCCAGACUCCAGACCCCCAUGUACUUCUUCCUGCAACAUCUGGCCUUUGUUGACAUCUGCUACACGUCUGCCGUCACUCCCAAGAUGCUCCAGAACUUCGUGGUAGACAACAAAUCCAUAUCAUUUGGAGGAUGUGUUCUGCAAUUUCUGACCUAUGGAACAUUUGUAGUCAGCGACUGCUACCUCCUGGCAGCUAUGGCGGUGGACCGCUAUGUCGCCAUCUGUAAGCCACUUCGCUACCCCAUCAUCAUGUCCCGAACAGUCUGCAUCCAGUUGGUCACUGGUUUGUAUCUUGUAGGGUCACUAAAUGCCUCUGUACACACAGGCUUUACCUUUUCUCUGUCCUUCUGUAAGUCCAACAUCAUCAAUCACUUUUUCUGUGAUGGUCCCCCAAUUCUCGCCCUCUCGUGUUCAAACAUUGACAUCAAUGUCAUGCUAAUGUUUAUCUGUGUGGGGUUCAACUUGACAUUCACUGUGUCUGUCGUUCUCUUCUCCUACAUCUGCAUCCUGGCCGCCAUCCUAAAGAUGUCUUCCGCUGCAGGAAGGAAGAAAACCUUCUCCACCUGCGCCUCCCACCUCACAGCCGUCACCAUCUUCUACGGAACCCUGUGUUACAUGUACUUGCAGCGUCCUUCUGAGCAGGCCCAGGAGAACAUGAAAGUAGCCUCUGUGUUCUACAGCACCGUGAUUCCCAUGCUGAACCCUCUGAUCUACAGCUUGAGAAACAAGGAGGUCAAAGAAGCUGUGAGAGUCACAGGGAAAAAAGUUCUGCAUAUCAAAUCUAAAAUGUUAAAAUGCAGUACUCCCACUGUGGAUAUGCAUUGCCAUUUUUAA